Prorocentrum cordatum is the source of this 1008-nucleotide messenger RNA. The record is from the annotation of a GenBank genome assembly. NCBI's taxonomy places the organism in Eukaryota, Dinophyceae, Prorocentrales, Prorocentraceae.
AUGCACAUCCACGGUGAAAGGCACCCGAGGCUUGUCACUGGAAAGCUGUGGAUGGUUAUCCAGGACGAGAGGGCGUUCAAGUUUGGGUACGGCACGAUGGGGGCAUCAGGGGUCGAAAUAUGCGGCCUCUGCCAGAACUGCGUGGCCCACCGUUCGAAGUGUUUGCCCGAUCCCUCUGGCUUCUUGGUGCCAUCAACCGAAUGCGACAUAUCUGCUUUCACGCCACGCACCGAUGCGAGCAUCAGGGGCAUACAGCGUCGCCUCAAGGAAGUUGCGGGCGGCCCAGUAAAGGCCAGGCUGGACGAGUUGCAGACUUGGCUUGGUUUCAGCUUCGUACCUACUGGUGUGCUCCAAUCUGACGCUCUGGCACUCGACAUGGUCACUACUUGGAGCUGGGACUGGAUGCGCUGCUACUGCGUCGGGGGCGUGCUGUGCAAAGAGCUCGACGCUUUGCUCACGAGGCUGAAGGCGUUGAAUCUUGGAGGCGAUUUGCUCAAGUUUAAAUGCUUGCUCUCGUGCUUUAUGCACGAGAGGAAGCACCGCACCGUCAAGCGGUGGGCGAACCGACGACAGAAUUUGCAGUCUUUUGACAAAGGGCUGCUCGAGGACUGCGUAGUGCAGCACUUGUACGAACUUAACAAUGGGCCAAUCGUUGGAACGGGGCUCAUCGAUCCCAGGCCAGCCCCAGAGCCAAUGAAGAGGGCCAUGCAUCGAGCGUUCAACAUCGCCGAUGGCGAUAUCCAGACUGCAAAGGCAGUCUCAGUCCUCAACAGGAGGGUGCAGAUGGGGGAUGUUUGCGCCUACGUCCUGGCUGACGGUCGGAUCGGGUUCGGCCAAGUGUGGUUUCACUGUGCUAUGUUUGGCGAAACUCUUACGUGCGUGUCCGCCUGGCAUGUGUAUGAGUCCUUGCCAGGGUACGUGAAAUGCUUGGCUCAGGAUGCGCCCGAGUUGGUCCAGUCGAGUUCGUUGUUGGAGGCUUGCGUUUUCACGCCUGCUCAGAUAGGCAAG